AAAGAGGAAAGAAUUACGAUUACAGCAUUAAUUCCAAAGAUAACUUUAGAUGUUAUUAGUCUUGUUGGGUUUAAUUACGAAUUCAAUUCUACAACUUCAGGCUCUGAAUUAUCUGAAGCAUACAAAACAAUUGUUGGCCAAAUUCGUUCGCCUUUAUACGUGGCACUUGUUAGUUGCUUACCAUUUAUAACUGAUUAUAAUAACAAAUAUUUUGACUCUGUCAAAUCAAAUGAAAACUUGCAAGCUGAUGAACAAUUAACACAUAAUGAAUUAAUUGGUCAG
This is a messenger RNA of Racocetra persica, 282 nucleotides long. The record is from the annotation of a GenBank genome assembly. Lineage: Eukaryota; Fungi; Glomeromycota; Glomeromycetes; Diversisporales; Gigasporaceae.